Molecule: messenger RNA, 891 nt
Organism: Acyrthosiphon pisum (pea aphid)
Lineage: Eukaryota; Metazoa; Arthropoda; Insecta; Hemiptera; Aphididae
Exons: 9
Coding region: 1-780 (259 amino acids)
Source: RefSeq, a predicted model, not a curated record
AUGCAAGCUGGAUUCUGCAUGGACUCGGACACGUCGGAUAAAACGCUGUUCCCGACGUUCGCCCGCACACGUCCGCCGGACACUCAGAUAUCCAAAUCCGUGGCCGCGGUCCUGAAAGCUUUCAACUGGACUCAGGUGAUUGGUAGGAAAGAUAGUCAAUUGAUGACUGUACAUACAGGUUCUGAAGAUCAAACAUCAAACAGUAAUGAUUUAGAAUCUAACAUCUCUUUAAAUUGUGAUCAUGUUAAUUUGCCUAGUACUUCAGAGCAUAUCCUCAUUGAUCAAACAUCAAACAGUACUGAUUUAGAAUCUAACAUCUCUUUAAAUUGUGAUCAUGUUAAUUUGCCUAGUAGUACUUCAGAGCAUAUCCUCAUUGAUCCAACAUCAAACAGUACUGAUUUAGAAUCUAACAUCUCUUUAAAUUGUGAUCAUGUUAAUUUGCCUAGUACUUCAGAGCAUAUCCUCAUUGAUCAAACAUCAAACAGUACUGAUUUAGAAUCUAACAUCUCUUUAAAUUGUGAUCAUGUUAAUUUGCCUAGUACUUCAGAGCAUAUCCUCAUUGAUCAAACAUCAAACAGUACUGGUUUAGAAUCUAACAUCUCUUUAAAUUGUGAUCAUGUUAAUUUGCCUAGUACUUCAGAGCAUAUCCUCAUUGAUCAAACAUCAAACAGUAAUGAUUUAGAAUCUAACAUCUCUUUAAAUUGUGAUAAUGUUAAUUUGCCUAGUACUUCAGGGACCCCUAUAACAGGUAUAGACGGUAUAGUAAUUUUAACUUUGUAAAUUUGUAAUUAUUUUGUAAUAAUGUAGAUAAAAAUAAGUGUCAGUGUAUUUCAGGAGUGGACACAAUCAUAGGCGUGCGCAGACUUUUGGUUCCGGGGAUGCACACUAAAA